Molecule: messenger RNA, 590 nt
Organism: Caenorhabditis auriculariae
Lineage: Eukaryota; Metazoa; Nematoda; Chromadorea; Rhabditida; Rhabditidae
Source: the annotation of a GenBank genome assembly
AUGUUCUUGUCGGUUUUUCGAAUAAUCUUCCUGCCAGGAAUGGAGAAUCGACGUGUGUUCAACCAGAGGAGUGUGAUCGGUUGCAUCGGCAGCAAAAAGAAAAAAUCUUUUCGACUUUUGAUGUUUCAUGUGUGUGUCUUUUUCAUCGUCGGUCUCUCACGCUCUUCGUACUUAACGGCAGCCGUCUCGACGCGAGUGCACACACACUUUUUCACUCAUUUCCUCUGGCGCUCAGGCACAGGCACAGAAAAAGAAGAGAGAAACGGCGGCCGUUUGGUGGUCGUCCUCAACGUUGUCGGGCGUCCUAGCGGCCGUCUCGCGCCGCGCAACGCGAGUAUUUUUUUUUUCUCUUUCUAGUUGGCCUUGCAGCAAUGGGCAGCCCUUUCGUUUCGUUCUUCAUUGCAGGCGUUUCGUUGCCUCUGCCGCGCUUCUCCCCUUUUUCCAUUGCCCACUCUCUCAUCGCUCUUUCAAAUGAACUGUCAACGCAACCUCUUUUAUCAUUUUCGCGAAUCGAUGCUUCGGUGGCGCUGUUUCACUCUCCGAUUCUGGCUUUACAUCUGUCGUUGCUGAUAAUUUUUGAUGCACUAUGA